This is a messenger RNA of Closterium sp. NIES-65, 1071 nucleotides long. NCBI's taxonomy places the organism in Eukaryota, Viridiplantae, Streptophyta, Zygnematophyceae, Desmidiales, Closteriaceae. The record is from the annotation of a GenBank genome assembly.
AUGGAGCGGACACAGCUAGCUACCCUCUCUGCUCCCCACCCGCUCGUCGUCCCACCCGCUGCUCGUCGUCACCCCCUUUGCUCGUCACCCCCUUUGCUCAUCACCCCCUCUGCUCGUCACCCCCUCUGCUCGUCACCCCCUCUGCUCGUCACCCCCUCUGCUCGUCGCCCCCUCUGCUCGUCGCCCCCUCUGCUCGUCGCCCCCUCUGCUCGUCGCCCCCUCUGCUCGUCGCCCCCUCUGCUCGUCGCCCCCUCUGCUCGUCGCCCCCUCUGCUCGUCGCCCCCUCUGCUCGUCGCCCCCUCUGCUCGUCGCCCCCUCUGCUCGUCGCCCCCUCUGCUCGUCGCCCCCUCUGCUCGUCGCCCCCUCUGCUCGUCGCCCCCUCUGCUCGUCGCCCCCUCUGCUCGUCGCCCCCUCUGCUCGUCGCCCCCUCUGCUCGUCGCCCCCUCUGCUCGUCGCCCCCUCUGCUCGUCGCCCCCUCUGCUCGUCGCCCCCUCUGCUCGUCGCCCCCUCUGCUCGUCGCCCCCUCUGCUCGUCGCCCCCUCUGCUCGUCGCCCCCUCUGCUCGUCGCCCCCUCUGCUCGUCGCCCCCUCUGCUCGUCGCCCCCUCUGCUCGUCGCCCCCUCUGCUCGUCGCCCCCUCUGCUCGUCGCCCCCUCUGCUCGUCGCCCCCUUUGCUCGUCGCCCCCUUUGCUCGUCGCCCCCUUUGCUCGUCGCCCCCUUUGCUCGUCGCCCCCUUUGCUCGUCGCCCCCUUUGCUCGUCGCCCCCUUUGCUCGUCGCCCCCUUUGCUCUUCGCCCCCUUUGCUCGUCGCCCCCUUUGCUCGUCGCCCCCUUUGCUCGUCGCCCCCUUUGCUCGUCACCCCCUUUGCUCGUCACCCCCUUUGCUCGUCACCCCCUUUGCUCGUCACUCCCUCAGCUCGUCACUCCCUCCAUACAAACUGCAUGUGCUGCUCUAGGCAGAACAAGGAUCGUCCGGAGAAGUCAUGCGUCCAACCAAGCAGCCCAUGCCUUGAAGCCCAGGGGAGGGAGACUCCCUUUGCCUUUCCCUUUUCACGACGAGAUGGAUUUCGAGUAA